Messenger RNA from Dermacentor andersoni, 2155 nucleotides. The record is from RefSeq and is a predicted model, not a curated record. Lineage: Eukaryota; Metazoa; Arthropoda; Arachnida; Ixodida; Ixodidae.
GAGGGCGGCAAAGCUGAUGUCAGGAACGAUGGCCGCUAUAAGAGGGAGAGCGAAGAUACCGACCCGAAGUGUCCGUCUUCCCGUCAACACAGCGAAUCUCGACGCCAGCCUGAGCAGUCAGCGCAGCGGACCAUGCAAAGCAAGAGGAACAUAAUGCAGCCGCUGUUGCUGCUGCUGGCGGUGGCGAUGACGGCUUCCCUCCCGACAGGAGUCGAGCACAACGACGUUUCGCGGCAGUGGUUCUGGAGGGGGAGUCUGGACAAGGUGGCCACGAAGCUGCGAAAAUUUGCCGAGGAGGUGUCCUACCUUUCUUCGGGCAACCACAAGCCGAGCUGCGGCAUUUGCAGCUGGGCCGCGGGUAGUGUGCUGACCGACAUCCGGCGGGGCCUGGCCGAGAAGGUGAUCGCCGACAACCUGAAGAGCGAGUGCAAGACGUUCGGGCUCGCUGGCUCGGACCGCGUCUGCGACGGGCUCGUCGACAACUUCAAGGACGAGUUCUUCUACGUCAGCAAGCAGACCACGCUGAGCGCCAAGGAAGUGUGCAGCUUGGCGCUGGGCGAACAGUGCGGGGACAAGACACCGUUCAACUGGACCGUCGUGCUGCCCAAUACCAGGAAGCCCGAUCCUGUGCCUCCGAGACCGAAGCCGGGCGCCCCGAGGUUGCGCUUCCUGCACCUCACUGACACGCACGUGGACCUGCGCUACUCGGAAGGCAGCCGUGCCGAUUGCCCCGAGCCUCUCUGUUGCCGCGAGGAGAACGGCAAGGCGCACUGGCUCGCGAACGUCCCCGCUGGACACUGGGGCGCCUUGCGCAAGUGCGACCUGCCGGCCAAGACGUUUGAAAACAUGCUGCAGACGGUGCGCGACUACCACAAGGCGAGUUCUCGUCGGAGUCUGCAUCCGAUGUCCCGUUCUCUUGUGGAUUACGCCAUAUGGACAGGCGACAUGGUCCCCCACGACGUGUGGAACACGUCUCGGGAAGGUAACCUCGCUGUGACAAAGUACACGGCGGACGCGAUCGCAAAGUUCCUGCCUGGCGUGCCAGUGUUCCCUGCAGUCGGAAACCACGAGGGACACCCUGCCAACUGCUUUCCGCCCCCUGAAGAGAAAGGAAAGAUGUCAGCCUCCUGGAUUUACGAUGCCCUAGCUGACCAGUGGGCUCGCUGGCUGCCUCCAUCUGCCACCGACACCAUACGAAGGGCAGGCUACUACUCAGCAAGACCAUACCCUGGACUGAAGAUAGUUUCUGUGAAUACAAACUACUGCAGCACUUUGAACUGGUGGCUUUUGUUAAACGCCACAGACGCGGCACAACAGCUGGAGUGGCUCGUGGAUGAGUUGCACGAAUCGGAAACGAAGGGCGAGAAGGUUCACAUCAUCGCGCAUAUUCCGCCGGGUGUGUCCGACUGCCUGCAUGCGUGGAGCGAGAACUACCACCGCAUCCUAGAAAGGUAUGAAUCCACAGUGCGGGGUCAGUUUUUCGGACACACGCAUGCUGACGAACUUGAGGUGGCCUAUGACUCGAAGGACGCCAAGCGGGCACUCGGCGUGGCUUACCUCGGGCCAAGCCUCACGACGUACGGCUCGGGUCAUCCUGCCUUCCGGGUAUUCACUGUGGACGGCGGCUAUCGCGGAGCCUCCUGGUCACUCCUGGACCACCACACGUACCUGCUGAACUUGACCGUGGCCAACGCACAACCCGACAUGCCACCUCAGUGGGAGCUCGAGUACAGCGCGCGUGCCGCUUACAACUUGACGAGUCUCGAACCGCAGCAGUGGGACGCGGCGCUCGGAAAGAUGGAGCACGACGACGAACUUUUCAACAAGUUCUACAGAUUCUACUGGAAAGGGGAGCCGAAGAAGAAGCACUGCAACGGUUCGUGCCGGAGGAGGCUUUUAUGCGAGCAAAGGACUGCGACUUCCACAGACCUGAAGCGGUGCUAGGCAAUUCCGCGAUAAACGCCACAGGUGGUCAGUGGCGAAGACUCUCUUGCGUCUAGCGAAACACCUUCAACUGACAUUAAAACGAAGGCAUGCGGGAACCAGGAUAACCAUUCGAUGCUGAACUUACACUGGAACGUCACAAAACUGGGUCACUUGCCAUUUUAUGACAUCGCUCUCGAUCAUCAAGUCAUUAAACAUCUUGCGCUAUGGA